Molecule: messenger RNA, 705 nt
Organism: Bipolaris zeicola 26-R-13
Lineage: Eukaryota; Fungi; Ascomycota; Dothideomycetes; Pleosporales; Pleosporaceae
Exons: 3
Coding region: 1-705 (234 amino acids)
Biological process (GO): cytoplasmic translation
Molecular function (GO): protein binding
Source: RefSeq, a predicted model, not a curated record
AUGGGUGUCGAAGAGCAAAAAGAGGAACGCGAAGUCCUCGAGUCAAUCUUCGCAGACGAAAUCACAGACGUUUCCGAGACAGAGUUCCGAGUCGCCGUCCAACUCGACGAUGGCCGACACGAAGACGAAGAGCGCGAAGAUGACCAACCAACCAUCAUCCUCAAUGUCUCCUACCCACUCAACUACCCCGACGAAGCCCCCCGCCUCGACAUAACGCAACCCCCCAACGCCCCCAAGCACCCCUACCUCGACAUCCAAGAAGACAAGCAGCGCCUCCUCGACUCGCUCUCGGAAACCAUUGAGGAAAACCUCGGCAUGGCCAUGGUCUUCACGCUCGUCACCGUCCUCAAGGACAGCGCCGAACUCCUCAUUACGGAGCGCCAGAAUGCCAAGCAGGCGCUGGCGGAUAUGGCGGCGGCCAAGGCGGAGGAGGAGGAGAACAAAAAGUUUCAGGGUGAGGCGGUUACGCGGGAGAGCUUUUUGGCGUGGAGGGAGAAGUUUCGGGCGGAGAUGGCAGAGGAGAAGAGGCGGAAGGAGGAGGAGAAGGAACUUGAGGAUAAGAAGAAGAGGAUUGUCAAAGAGGAGAAGAAGUUGACGGGCAAAGAGUUGUGGCAGCAGGGUUUGGUUGGGAAGGGUGACGAUGAUGAUGACGACAAUAUUGAUGAGGUUGAUGUCGGGAAACUCAAGAUUGAGGCGACAUCAUGA